Molecule: messenger RNA, 522 nt
Organism: Puccinia triticina
Lineage: Eukaryota; Fungi; Basidiomycota; Pucciniomycetes; Pucciniales; Pucciniaceae
Exons: 1
Coding region: 1-522 (173 amino acids)
Source: RefSeq, a predicted model, not a curated record
AUGAGUGAUGACUCAAGCAUGUCUGGAACUGAAUCCAAUCAAAACCCUUACUACACAGAGUCAGAGUUUGAUUCCCAUCAUGAAACUUCUUCUAAUUAUGACAGUGGUGAUGAUGCUUCUUCUAUUAGCUCAAGAGCCUCACAAAUCAAUCCAAAUGAUCCUGAUGAGCAAACUCAAAAUAGCUCUGAAUCGGAACCAGAAACUCAGGAUGAAAUUUCUUCUAAUGAUUCUGAUGAUGACAAAUGGUCUGCUUCUGAUAGUGAAGAGAUCUUGACCUCCAAUUAUUCAGAAACAUCCGGUUCCGAUGACCCAUCUUACUCAACUGCUUCCGAUACCAAUUCUGACUCAUCCGAGAUAGAUUCUUCUUUUGCACAUGAAAAGUAUCAAAGAAACCUUGUCAAAAAUCUCUUGUUAGCUGGCCACCGAGGUCCCCAGAUUUUGAAGAUUCUUAAGGAAGAACAUGGAAUAAAAAUUUCUGCUUGCAGCAAUCUAAGUCAAAAGCAAAAACGAUGGGGACUGUGA